Messenger RNA from Ilex paraguariensis (yerba mate), 2908 nucleotides. Lineage: Eukaryota; Viridiplantae; Streptophyta; Magnoliopsida; Aquifoliales; Aquifoliaceae. The record is from the annotation of a GenBank genome assembly.
GUGUCCUUUUAUGUCUUGCGUGGAUAAUGAGAUGCUAGAAGGUUGCAGAUAUAUUGGACAGAGAUGAACAUCUCUGCUCUUUUGACUUCUGCUGGUAUCAAUAUAACCAUUUGUGUGGUGCUUUUGUCCUUGUAUUCCAUUUUAAGAAAACAACCAAGCCUUGUAAAUGUGUACUUCGGGCAGAGGCUUGCUCAGGUACAAUCAAAACGCCACGAUCUUUUUUGCUUUGACAGACUUGUUCCAUCUGCUAGUUGGAUACUGAAGGCCUGCGAAACAUCUGAAGAAGAAAUAUUUAGUGCUGGGGGGUUGGAUGCAGUGGUUUUUCUCAGAAUGCUUGUUUUCAGUAUUCGAAUCUUCUCCAUUGCUGCUAUCAUAUGCAUAUUUCUUGUGCUUCCACUGAAUUAUUUUGGGCAAGAGAUGCAGCACAAGCAAAUCCCUUCAGAGUCACUGGAUGUAUUCACCAUUGGGAACGUCAAACUAGGAUCAAGAUGGCUUUGGGCGCAUUGUCUUGCACUAUACGUCAUAUCCUUCUGCGCUUGCAUUCUUCUUUACACUGAGUACAAAAGCAUCACAAAAAAGAGGCUAGCUUAUGUUACUGGAUCUCCUUUGAACCCAAGUCAGUUUACAGUUCUUGUACGUGCAAUCCCGUGGUCUUCAGGAGAAUCAUACAGCGAUUCAGUCAGAAAAUUCUUCUCAAAUUACUAUGCAUCAAGCUAUUUAUCACACCAAAUGGUUUAUCAGUCUGGCACAGUUCAAAAACUGAUGAAUGAUGCAGAGAAGAUAUACAGGAUGCUCAAGUCCGCUCCUAUGGAGCAACACUGUGGAUUAAGUUUAAUGAGAUGUGGCCUUUGUGGAGGAACUGCACAACCUUUUAAGGUCCUUUCUAGUGAACCAGAAAGUGCUAAUGGGAGAAGUGACUAUGCUGAUUCAGAUUUGAGGGAAAAGGAGUGUGCAGCUGCAUUAAUUUUUUUCAGGACUCGCUAUGCUGCCUUAGUUGCUUCACAGGCCCUCCAAUCUCCGAACCCCAUGUUAUGGGUUACAGACCUUGCUCCAGAACCAAAAGAUAUCUACUGGACAAACCUCUGUGUAUCUUAUAGACUGCUCUGGAUCCGUAGGACAGCCACUCUGCUGGCUUCUGUUCUUUUCAUGAUUUUUUAUCUUGUGCCCGUGACAAUUGUACAAAGUAUUGCUCACCUCGAUAAACUUCAGAAGAUAUUUCCAUUUUUAAGAGGAAUUUCAGAGAGGAAGUUUUUGAUCCAGCUGAUUACAGGGUAUCUACCAAGUGUGAUAUUGAUGCUAUUUCUCUACAUUGUUCCACCAUUAAUGAUGCUAUUUUCAACGUUGGAGGGCUCUAUCUCUCGUAGUGGCAGGAAAAGGAGUGCCUGCAUCAAAAUCCUGUACUUCUUAAUUUGGAAUGUUUUCUUUGCUCAGAUUUUUACGGGAACUGCUAUUGAUCGAGUGGGAAAAAUUUCUAGUGCGAAGGACAUUCCUAACCAACUUGCCAGAGCAGUACCAUCUGCGGCUACCUUCUUUAUGACUUAUGUUUUGACAUCCGGUUGGGCAAGUUUGUCAUGUGAACUCGUGCAACCGUUUGCUCUUCUGUGCCACUUAUUUGAAAGAUUCGUUCUCAGAAACAAGGAUGAUCCAUCUUGUGGGACUUAUACUUUUCCAUACCACACUGAAGUUUCAAGAGUCCUACUUUUUGUCCUUCUGGGCUUCACCUUUUCCAUAUUGGCACCUUUAAUGUUGCCCUUCUUGCUGGUUUACUUUCUGCUCGCUUAUCUCGUGUACCGAAAUCAGAUUCUCAACGUGUAUAUCACUAAAUACCAAACUGGUGGACUUUAUUGGCCUGUUGUGCAUAAGACAACCAUCUUCUCGUUGGUUCUGACACAAAUAAUAGCUCUGGGAGUCUUUGGACUGAAAGAAUCAACUGUUGCAUCGAGCUUCACCAUCCCGCUAAUUAUUUGUACACUCCUUUUCAAUGAGUACUGCAGGCGAAGGUUUCAACCAGUAUUUACGAGCUUCCCUGCACAGGUUCUUAUUGAGAUGGAUUGGCAGGAUCAGCAGUGUGGAAGGAUGGAAGAAAUUCAUCAGCAAUUGCGUUCCGCCUAUUACCAGUUCACAUCUAUCUCCAGUAAACAGUGUAAAGCUGCACACCCUAGUCACUGUGAGAGUGAGGAUGGUGAUGGGGUCCAAGACCUCGAAGACAAGGCACCAGGAGAGAAAUCCACCAUUGUACAAGAAACACAGGUUGAACGCUUGCAUUUGGAAAUUGAAGAACUGAAUGUGAAGUAGAUUGAGCUUUGUUCUGCCCUUCCUGAUUCACUUUUUACAUGCAAAAUGCUGUUCAUGCGUUUGUAUGCCAUCCUUAUGAGGGUGCUUGCUAGAUGAAAUUUGUUGGAAGAAAGGAUUUUGUAGAAAUAGCUCUGUACAAAAGACACAUUUUGAUUGUUAUUCCGAAAUGAAGUUGAGACAUUAUUCUUAUUCCUAACGAAAUUGCCCUAAUAUUACAAUGAAAUCUGAGAUCAUCAGUGUUCAAAAGGUUUAAUACGUGUCUUUUGUUGAUUGGUUGCUGUGUAAGUGAUAUUUUAGGCUUCAUUCCUGGCAGUGGAACCAUCUUCAAGCAAGGAAUUCCUUCUAUUGUCUCCCUCUUCUCCUUCUGGUGAACUUUUCCAAAGCCACAAAACUUGCAUCAGCCCACCAUUUGCAAUAUGCAAGAGAAACACCCAUCCUCCUAAAGGAAAAUAUGUCGAGAUAAUCUUAACAAGAACAAAGAAACAACCUAUACCCAAAAAUUGCUGACUCAAUCUUCUCUCCUGCCAAACAAAAUAUCACAGUAACGCAAUGGUGCAUCAAAGAAAGGAACAGAGAUAAGGGAAAGAUGAAAAGGAAGAAUAUACCUCUGAGU